GUACGGUUUGUGGUUCAGUUUUGAAAAUACUGACGUCGGAAGGAUCACCUUCGGUCGGUACCCUAAACCCUAAAACCCCAGAACCCCCAAAAUUGAAAAAUGCUCAUCAUCCUCUUAUCCAAAGCCUUCAAACCCAAAACCCCAAUUCCCAAAACCCUUCAACCCCUACUCUCAAUCUCAAAUGUCACUCCCACAAGGCCCAUGUCUCAAUCCACCUCCAUCCCCAAAAAGCUUCAACGUGUACGUGACCAUGCCUACGACAACUACAUGGAAGUCGAGAAGAAAACCCGCAAAGUCCUGAAAUUUCAGGACCUCAUUCUCUCCCAACUCAACCACACCCUCCCAAUCUCUCGCCUCGACCUCCUCUCUCGCCGCCUCGGCUUCAAACAACACCAAGCCGCCUCUUUCGUCCUCAAGUUCCCUCACGUUUUCGAGAUUUACGAGCACCCGGUUCAGAGAAUCCUCUACAUUCGACUCACCCGGAGAGCCAUUCUGCAAAUUCAGCAGGAAAAGCAAGCUCUCAUUGCUCAAAUCCCCGACGCCGUGACCCGCCUCCGGAAGCUCAUAAUGAUGUCCAACACGGGUCGAUUGCGCCUUGAACAUGUGAGGAUUGCUAGGAAAGAGUUGGGUUUGCCUGAUGAUUUCGAGUACUCGGUAAUUCUCAAGUACCCCCAGUAUUUUCGAUUAUUUGAUGCUAAAGAAACUAGGAAUAAGUACAUUGAGAUUGUUGAGAGAGACGAGAGUUUAGCUGUGUGUGCUAUAGAGAGAGCUAGGGAGAAAGAGUAUAGAGAGAAAGGUGUUGAUGCUGAGGAUAUAAGGUUUUCAUUUAUUGUGAAUUUUCCACCCGGGUUUAAGAUUGGUAAGUAUUAUAGGAUUGCUGUGUGGAAAUGGCAACGUGUUCCGUAUUGGUCGCCUUAUGAGGAUGUCUCGGGGUAUGAUUUGAGGUCUUUAGAGGCGCAGAAGCGUAUGGAGAAGAGGGCGGUGGCAACAAUUCAUGAGUUGUUGUCGUUGACAGUGGAGAAGAAGAUUACAUUGGAGAGGAUUGCUCAUUUUAGGAUGGCGAUGAAUUUGCCGAAGAGGUUGAAGGAGUUUCUUCUUCAGCAUCAGGGGAUAUUUUAUAUUUCGACAAGGGGGAAUCUAGGGAAGCUGCAUACGGUUUUUCUUAGGGAGGCAUAUAAGAGGGGUGAGUUGGUUGAGCCAAAUGAUUUGUAUAUGGCGAGGAGGCAGUUGGCCGACUUGGUGUUGUUGAGUCCAAGGAAGGCAAAGGUGGAUAGAGAAUUAGUUAAUUAUAGAAGAGAUAGAGAAGAUGAUGAAAUGGUACAAGUUAGAAGUUUGUUUGUGGAGAAUGGUUCUCAAAGUUUUGCAGUUGGGGACAAUGUUAAAAAAGAUAGGGAAGGGGAGGAUGAUUUGGACUCAGAUAUCGUUUCUGACGCUGGCUCUGAUUAUAGUGAUGAGGAUGAUGAUUGCCUUGAAACAUUGGAUGCAGAGGAUGUCCAAGUAACUGAGUGACUUAAAUAAAGCUUGUGGCUUAAUGAUUAUUUUGCAUAUUGUUAGUUGUAGUCAAUUGCUAUUUCAAGGCAUCAUGGUCCUUUAGAGGGCGGAAUUGUUGAGAACUUUCUUCUAACCUUCAGUAUCAUUGAGCUAGCUGUUUUAUGCUUUUGCUAAUGAUAAAUUGCUGCAUAACAGAGAGAGAAUCAUCAUUUUGAAAAAUGAAUGGGUUAUGUUCACGGGCAAAGAAGCACCACCACUUGAAAAUCUAUGCUUUCGAGGAUAACAUUUGACCCAAAUGGCUUUCCUGGCCUCUCCUCUGAUUGAAAGUGUAUUUUAGAUUUGGAGGGGAGUUUAAUUUGAAAUGUGGUGUAAGAAAAUAUAAGCGAUCUGGUCAUUGACAUAUCUUGUCAGCUGUAUCAAUCUGGAAAAUUAUUGUUUCAAGUAGUUGCUCAUGCAGUCAUGUAAGUUUAUUCAGGUGAUCAUCCUUCUUAUCCAGAUUCCUCACAUUCUGAUUUGGGAAGUUGUGCUAAAAUGAGACUGCAGUACAUUAGAUUCUGCCUUCAAAUGUGUACACUUGGUCAAAUAAUUCACAGAAAUCUGCAAAAACAGAUGUUAUAUUUGAUUUGAUUGUCUUAAUGAUGUAAAUUUUACAGUUUAAAAGUAAGCUAAAGUGGGUUUGAAAUCUUACUCUCCUUUGAAUGUAUAUUUUACCUCACUCCAAUAAAGUUAAAGAAUUUAGUCCUACA
This is a messenger RNA of Quercus robur (English oak), 2237 nucleotides long. RefSeq names its product protein ROOT PRIMORDIUM DEFECTIVE 1. The coding region runs from base 100 to 1509 and encodes 469 amino acids. The transcript has 2 exons. The record is from RefSeq and is a predicted model, not a curated record. Lineage: Eukaryota; Viridiplantae; Streptophyta; Magnoliopsida; Fagales; Fagaceae. Gene Ontology annotation, molecular function: RNA binding.